Molecule: messenger RNA, 4571 nt
Organism: Lepisosteus oculatus (spotted gar)
Lineage: Eukaryota; Metazoa; Chordata; Actinopteri; Semionotiformes; Lepisosteidae
Gene: gipr
Product: gastric inhibitory polypeptide receptor
Biological process (GO): cell surface receptor signaling pathway; adenylate cyclase-modulating G protein-coupled receptor signaling pathway
Cellular component (GO): plasma membrane
Molecular function (GO): gastric inhibitory peptide receptor activity; peptide hormone binding; G protein-coupled peptide receptor activity
Source: RefSeq, a predicted model, not a curated record
CAACAUUUAGUGUUAACCACAAAUGGGCUAACCUCAGCUGAUCAGGUUAGACAACAUGAUGCAGAACACAAGGGUGAACCAAUUCAGAGCGAAGGCGGUCUUCAAAAUGAAAAGGAGAGAGAGCUGGCAAGCUUUUAUAAGCCCGGCUCGCGUCGGGCCGCUCGGGGGAAAGAGCUCGAGGUGCGCGCUGCAGCUUUAAGAGCCUCCCGCGGCCGCUCGGGGAUGCUGCGCGCGCUCCAGGUGGCGGGGUGCUUCCCCCGUGCAGAUGUGCGCGAGCGAGAGCACGCGAGGCAGUGCACCGGCGGGUCCCGAGCGCCUCGCUGAAGCAGCGCCCCCCGGGCUUUCCGCUUGAACGACACGGACUGCGGCCCCCGGCGCCGGCUGAUACAUUUCUUCAGAGUGCGGAGCUUUUUUUUCCCCACCCCUACCUCGGACGCCUGUCCUGUCGCAGACUCCGGGCAUCUUCCUACGUGGUGCGCGAUGUGAGAGCCGGAUUCUCCUCACGCUGGGCGAGCUGGAGAUGGAGCCCCGACUGGCCAGCUGGCCAGGGCUGUGGCCGCAGUGACCGGUCCGGCGAGGCAGUAGCCCCGAGGACCCCUGGCAGGAGUCUCAGCGAUGUGUGGCGCCUUGGCCGCCUUCCUCCUCCUCACCGUCUCGGUCCUCUGGAGAACGGAGUUCGCUUCAGGGAAGACCAUGAAAGACACAGUGGAGGAAUGGAACGCGUACAGGAACGAGUGUCUCAGCAAGAUGAGAAGUGACCCCAGCCCCCAAGGCCUGGUCUGUAAGCGUAUGUUUGAUAUGUAUGCCUGCUGGACGGAUGGAUUGCCAAAUACAACAGUCAAAGUGCCCUGUCCGUGGUACCUCCCGUGGUAUGAACAAGUCCAGAGUGGCUUUGUGCUGCGUGAGUGUGGGCCGGAUGGGCAGUGGCUCACCAACAACACCAGCGCCACCUGGAGGGACCAUUCCCAGUGUGACUGGGCUGACAGCCUGCAGCAGGAGAAGCAGAUGAUGAUCUUGGCCUACUUCAAAGUGAUGUACACUGUGGGCUACUCGCUCUCCCUCGCUGGCCUGACUCUCGCGUUUACCAUCCUGCUCAUCUUCAGGAAGCUGCGAUGCACUCGGAACUACAUCCACACCAACCUCUUCGCUUCCUUCAUCCUUCGGGCCGUCUCCAUCCUGACGCGGGACGCCCUGCUCAUGAGGGAGGCCAGGGAAUUCGGGGACAAUCGCGAUUUCGUGCUGAGCGACCAGGCUCUCUCUGGCUGUCGGGUGGCCCAGGUCCUCAUGCAGUACUGUGUGGGGGCUAAUUAUUGCUGGCUGUUAGUGGAAGGGCUCUAUUUGCACAACCUGCUGGUGCUCAUGGUCUUCUCCGAGAACAGCUACUUCUGCGGAUACCUGGUCAUCGGCUGGGGAACCCCAGUGCUGUUUGUGGUGCCCUGGACUGUUGUCCGAUAUCUGUAUGAAAACAAAAAAUGCUGGGAGAUGAAUGAAAACAUGGCCUACUGGUGGAUUAUUCGCUCCCCGAUACUGUUCUCUAUUUUGAUCAACUUUUUCAUUUUCAUUCGUAUCAUAAAAAUCCUUGUCUCCAAACUGACGGCACAUCAGAUGAGGUAUACAGAUUACAAAUUCAGGCUGGCCAAGUCCACCCUGACUCUCAUACCUCUCCUGGGCAUUCACGAGGUGGUGUUCGCCUUCAUCACGGAGGAGCAGGCCGCGGGCACACUGCGCAACGUGAAGCUCUUCUUCGAGCUCUUCUUCAAUUCGUUCCAGGGUCUGCUUGUUGCUGUCUUGUACUGCUUUGUGAACAAGGAGGUGCAGUCGGAAAUCAAGAAGAAGUGGCAGCGAUGGAAGCUGGGAAUGAGCCUGCUGGAGGAGUACCGCCUCACCUGCAGCAAUGUGCCACAGGGGGGCGCCGGCAACAGCACAGGCAGGUGCCACUGCCACCUCAAGCCGCCAGGCCAGGGGGCAGCACACUGCAACGCCGGCUGCACCUGCUCUUCAGACAGCUCCUCCUGCAACCAGCAUCUCCACCCCAGUGCCAAGAUGGGCAAGUCUUACUGCUACUUUUCUGCCCACAAGCAGGCGCCCAGCAACCUGAACUGUAGCCCACAGGACAAUGGCGGGGAAGGCGUUCUGGCUAUGUACACAGAGAGCUACUGCUGAAAGGAAGUGGAGUCUAGAUAAGAUGGGCUUGAUCUUCGUCUCACUUGCAGUAGGACUGUGCAUUUCAGUUGAGUCUGAUCAUGCAGAAACCCAGUUCAUAGGCAAUGUAUCACACAGCCCCUGAGAACCAGGAGUCCAGAGAGUGUGGGGGAAGGACUCUACGGAGACGUUGAUCAGGGCUGAGGAGCUUGUUUUAUCCCAGUUUUGGAUUAGGACACCUCAGAACCUUUUUUCUACCUCUUGCACUAUGUUCUUUACAAGACAAAUGGGUUCCACUUUGCUAAGCGUGGAUGCUCCACAACGGAAGAGCUUAAGGUAUUGCUUGCAACUGCCAAGACAUGGGAGAGUGUAAAUCCAAGGAGAUCAACUUACUUCAGCAAACGCCGAGUGCAGCAGGGAACUGCUCCUGAAGAAGGCCCCCUGAUGAAGGGAUGCUGCAACAGUGCGGACAGGGUUUUGUCCAAUGCUCUCAAACUUUGUAGAACAAGAUAUUAGCCGCCUUAAUCAGAUCUGGGACACAGAGCUAAAACGAACUGCAAUUAUUAAACGGCCAUGGAAAGACACAAGAAAGGGCAUAUGGGCACAGUGCCUGAGAGUUCAGAGAACGCAAGACACCCUUGGCAGAAGGUGCAUGUGGGGCUGGCCACGCCCAGCGCUGCAUCACAGCCCCUUCGGCUCGAACCCCUGAGCUGCUGUGUGGCCAAGUGCAGUGAUGUGGGAGGCUGAAGGUACUGUAGCAAAGCAAAGCUGUCAGGAAAGAGUUCAUGACAACAGGAGAUUCGGCGGGUGGAAUCCCAACUUCCAUUUCUACACCUUAAAAACAAUGUUCAAAAGAAAAACAAAAUAAAGAUCUGCGACAUUAAGUCUCUGCUCCAUUGGUCUUUGAUUCUCUGGAUUGAAACUACUUUUUACUUGGAGCCUCAGAUUGUAAUGCCUCAAGGGCUACAGAGGUGCUGAACCCAACCGUGCCUGCAAAUUCUCCAGCCCUGGGGCUCUUGGUGACGGCACCUAUCACUACUGCCGAACAGUCCACGUUGUAUCCCCUGGAACAAUGCAUUCUGUCAGCUCACGGUCUCUGAGAAAUUCACUGAAGGGAUCGCUGUUCAUGCCAUUGCCAAGCUCUACGGAGGAGAUAUUACUAAAUGAAGCACAGAAGAGAUUAUUUAACGUAUCCUUGGGAAAGGAUUUAGUUGCAUGGGCAAGAAAUAGAUAUGAAAUCAAAUUUAUGUCUCCAGAACUACUAAAAUCUGAAAUAGUUGAGGAGGUUCACCUCCUUUACAGGUAUUUGGAUUUCGAGUGAAGGGGAAUUAUAGGCAUUGUUGUGGUUUCAAUCAAAUGUUCUCUUAUAAAACUGUCCAUGGAUUAACUCCCCAGUCAGCGCAGUGUGUACAUCAGAAGCCCAUGUCUUUUCUCUUGUACAAGUCCAACUGUUGCUUCAGAGGUGGAUUACUGUAUGAACGUGGCACCAACCUUUACACACUGCAAGUUCCCACUCGGCUGUAAAACAUCACGCAACUCCACUGAAAGCACUAGAAGCGAUCCUUUGACUUUACUCCAGAAUACGAAAAAAGUCUGUAAGUACUGUACUGUAUUCCAUCUAAAAACACGUACAUCUGAGUUUAAGGAAAAUUGGAGACAGGACCCAAUUUGAACCCCUGAAGGAGGUUCCACUCUUUCAAGAAAGGUUUGGCGGAAGAGAAUAAUAUUCCUCAUGCUUCUCCAGUCGUAUUGCUGGUCCUUCAGUUGGGAUUGGAAGAUCGUCAAUGUUCCUCCUUCCCCAGGGCUAUAUCACUUUAUCCGCCUCCAGAGCAUCACUGAACACUCCACACCAAAACCGCGGCACGUGGAUCAGUCACGUGACAAGCCUUGCCUUUUCCAACCCAGGCAGUCGGGAUGACCCCUCGUGUUAUUUCAUUGUCUCAGGAUCAUGUGGGGACGCAGACUCUGCCGUCCUGGAGACUGUGAAGCACUGGAACUUUGUUUGGCCACGUUUGCUUGCUUUUCAGAUCCUACUUGAAGCACAACAGAAAAAUGUUACAUUUUGUUACAAAAAAUUACAUUUACUGUGAUGAUUGCAGACAAGGAUCAGAAAAGCAUCAGGUCAGGCUGGAACGCACCGCAAUCCUCGUCUUCUGACAGUAACUGCGGCAAAGGAGCGCCCCCUAGCGGCGCUAAAAAGCCAUAAGGCCAGCUAAAGGCCAAAGUAAAGCGAACGCUGUGAGCUUUAUGUCGUAAAACCAAAUUGAAAUUUUAAGUAUUUUAUUGAAAUUUGAAAUGUUAUGCUUUUGUGAUUUUAUCUUUUUAUAUUUUGGCAUUCGUUUGUGUUUCGAAUGCAGAACUGUUAAAUAUUUUCUUUGCUUCAUUAAAUAAAUCUUAUUGCCAAAGUAAAAGUGCCCGGUUUGAGCCUU